AUGUGGAUUGCUCAUGCAAUCGCUGCAGGCAGCGGCCCUGACCAGAAUGUGAGGAUUGCGCCGGGUGGUUUUCACGACUUCCCAACUCCCAGUCAUUUGUCGGCCACACGCUUUUGGCCCAAGAUGGGCUGCGAUGAGUCUGGUCACAACUGUGCCAUCGGCAGCAGCGGAGGGCCAGGGCAAAGCUGUCAGUUCAACCCGGUCACCGGGCAGGAAGACUACAAGAACUGCGCUCCGCCAGUGGACACCAAGUUCGAAGCGAGCUUUGGUGAGAAUGGCGCACCCUGCAAUCCGAAGACUCCAGGAGGGGUAGAGAUGAAGGGCUGCGAUUAUGUGGACAUCAGCUUGGUGGAUGGCUGGACUUUGCCCGUGAAACUCGACAUUCAGGGUGACUGUAGAACUGCCACGGACCAGAAGGUCGAUGUCUUAGACUGUGAGGGGCUCUCGCUGAACUCUUGCCCUGCAGCUGAGCACCUCACAGCAGCAGGUUUCACUGCAGAUUUGCGGGCCAUCAAUCCAAAGACUCAUAAGGUUUCUGGAUGCUACAGUCCGUGCAGCAAGCUCUUGGACACCAAGUGGAGCAAUCAGGAACGCUCUAGUGGUCGGCGGCCAGAAGAGAGCGAGGUCUCUCCCUACUGCUGCCCCACUCCUCCACAGACGCCAGAGUCAUGUCGGGCAGGGCCGAUCACCAGGACCAGCUUCUUGAAGACCGUGCACGAGAAGUGUCCUGGGGUCUAUGGCUAUGCCUACGACGACGGCACCGGCUUGAUGCGGUGCUCAUCUGCGACGCACUACACGGUGACCUUCUACUGCCCUGCCGAUCUCCCAGCAUGA
Molecule: messenger RNA, 834 nt
Organism: Durusdinium trenchii
Lineage: Eukaryota; Dinophyceae; Suessiales; Symbiodiniaceae
Source: the annotation of a GenBank genome assembly